AUGAUCAGAAAAACCACCAGGUCGAAGAGCUUCAUCUGCCACCAACGCUCAUCCAUAUGGCGAAAAUGCACAAAUCUAAGAACCCUAAAGCAAAUCCAUGCUCGUAUGAUCAUCAAUGGCUUCAAUUCCAAUCGUUUUGCUCUACGGGAACUCAUAUAUGCUUCAGCAUAUGCAAUUCAUUCCACUAUAUAUUAUGCUCACCAAGUGUUCGCUCAAAUUUCCCAACCGGACCUCUUCAUGUGGAACACCAUGCUCAGAGGAUCAGCUCAAUGCCGUAAGCCUGAACUCGCUAUUUCUUUCUACGCCCAGAUGGAGCGUGGUUACAUUCGACCUGAUCAAUACACGUUUCCUUUUGUGCUCAAGGCGUGUACAAGGCUUUCUUGGGUUAACAUGGGUAGCGUGAUUCAUAGCAAGAUUUUGAAACAUGGUUUUGAGUGGAAUAAGUUCGCGAGGAAUACCCUUAUCUAUUUUCAUGCAAAUUGUGGGGAUAUAAGGGCAGCCAGCACACUUUUUGAUGGCUCUGCACGGGAAGAUGUGGUUGCUUGGUCUUCUUUGAUUGCUGGAUAUGCAAGGAGAGGGGAAUUGCAUAUGGCGAGAUGGUUAUUCGAUGAGAUGCCAGAGAAGGAUUUGGUUUCUUGGAAUGUGAUGAUCACAGGUAAAUGCAAUAGCUUGAUGAAUGAUUUCACUCUUACUGAAUAG
Molecule: messenger RNA, 699 nt
Organism: Fraxinus pennsylvanica
Lineage: Eukaryota; Viridiplantae; Streptophyta; Magnoliopsida; Lamiales; Oleaceae
Source: the annotation of a GenBank genome assembly